Molecule: messenger RNA, 2379 nt
Organism: Cercospora beticola
Lineage: Eukaryota; Fungi; Ascomycota; Dothideomycetes; Mycosphaerellales; Mycosphaerellaceae
Product: RIX1/PELP1 family protein
Biological process (GO): rRNA processing
Cellular component (GO): nucleus
Source: RefSeq, a predicted model, not a curated record
CUCGUUGUCGAUGUCCAUAAUGUCGCAGUCGGCGGCCACGCUGCGUGCGCUGACAUAUCGUCUGACCUCGACGCCGACGAAAGAUCUGCCUGCCAUUGCGCCGCAGAUCGCCAGCUCAUUAUGGACUUGCAAAGACGUCCUGUCCAUUUCUGCAGAUUCCAAGGCUACGGGUGAAGCUGCAACAGCUGCACACCGGUUCAAAACACAACUCAAUACACUUCUACAAGACCGCUCUAUUGAAGGCCGGUGGGCUGCUAUAGUGCUGACCAAAGCGACCAUCGAAGCCGGAGGUCUCGAAGUCCUGAGCAAAGCCAAUCCCUGGGUCAAGCAUCUCCUGGGCAUUCUGAAGCGACCUGACCCACCAACAACGCGCACUCUUGUCGUUCUCACUCUAGCUCGCAUCUUUAUGCUGACAUGGGACUACUCAAACCUCAUCCGGGAAAUCACCACGCCUGCGUUGACCGCAUUCAUUCCUACCUGCAUAUCGAAUAUCGAGAACAGACGUUGCUCCGCGAAGGAGCUGCAUACCGUGCUUGAUGCAUUUGCACUUCUGAUUCCCAAACACCCGACCAUCUUCCGGCAGAACGAGAGCAAAGUCUGCGGCAUUCUUACCAUCAUCAUCUCCUCCAAGUCAGCCACCAUCUCGGAACGCUACUACAGUGAUGCACAUCGAGCAGCCGCUGAGCGAUUACUUGUACUCUUGCACCACUGUGCUCCCAAGCAAGGUGGCGGCGAUAAGUGGCAGCAAACAUUGAAAGCCACCGUCGAAGCUACGCACGCUACCUGCGAUCGCGUCUUCCGCGCAGUACAAGAGGACUGGCAGUCCGUUGCCGGUAUUUUGCCUCCCAAUGCAUCUCGAACUGUUUUCAGUGGCGACGUUGAAGCAGAGGACGAGGAUGCAGUUGGACUGAAACCAUGGAAGGGUAUCUAUGCUGGGUCUGAGCGUAUCGUGGCACUGCUGCGUGUCCUCACAAACCACUUGGCCAAUGCCACUUCUGCUACCAUCUCCGUCCGCAUUGGUCUCAUCAUGGACCUGUUGACCAGACUGUUCGCAGUGGUCGUUCCAAGUCAAGGCAAGCAACAGUUUGUUCAAUUCAACAACCAGAUAUCGAAGGAGGAGCGUGAAGCGCUGUUUUCUGUCGUUCCCCGGAUGCACGUUGCUGCGAUUGAGCUCAGCACAACUCUGAUCCAACGCUUCAGCAGGACAACUCUUGCUGGUUACCAUGUUAUUCUAGAGCAGGUGCAGUAUGUUUUCCAAGCGGAGCGCAGUGAUUCGAGCAUCCGUGCGGCCGUGUACGAUCUAACCGCAGCCAUUCUCGAACUAUCUGGCCCAUCGAUGGGAAAAGCUGACGUCGGUGAGCUGGCAUCAAUUCUCAAAGCAUGUUGCUCUGAUCUUCUGCCAAAUACGGAGCAGACGAAAUCAACUCUUGACCCGAAAAUGAAUGGCCAGGCUGUCGGCAUCAAACAACAGCUAGGACUUGCGGGAGGCCAGACCGCGCAGAGUCAAUCCUCAGAGCAAGCGGGACUUUUACAAGCUGCGCAAGCCCUGCUUCGCUCAGCACUCCUGCGAGUCGAUGCACUGCCCGCGCAGCUACGCGCACAAAUCGACCGCACAGCCGUGCUGACACGCAGCCAUGAGUUACUACAAGCGAGUGUGAUGAAUCCGCCAGCUAAGAAGGCUACUGCUGGCAGCGUGCCGGCAAGUCUCUUGCCUAUAUUGGCCCGGGAGUUCACCCACACGGCAGAUGUGGAGGUCCUUCUGCGACCGAGAUUACCUGUGGUAGGCAGAAAGUCAACCCGAAAUUCUAGUUCUAUGGAGGAGGAGGAAGAGGAAGAGGAAGAGGAAGAGGAAGAUGAGGCUGAAGAAGAGGAUGAGGAGGAUGCCAUGGCCGUGGACCAGGAAGCUGAGAUAGAGGUCCAUGCGGAUUCUGAGAACGCUGAAGAGGUGGCCGAACGCACGAGCAAUGAUCCUACACUUGGCCUGCUCGACGCCUUAGGUCACAAUGCUUCGUUGGAGCCUCCCAGCUCCGUGACUGCCGACGCUGCAGCUGAGAAGCGGAAAGCUACAGACGAUGCUGCAGCUCUGUCAGCGAAACGCUUGCGAGCAUCUCCGGACACAUCUUCCUUAGCAAAAGCGUCGACAGUGCUGCCCCCACCGAUCACGACUUCACAACCCGCGUGGACUGCACCGGCUUCGAGCGCUCCCACGAUUGCAUCUUAUCACACUGCAGCCGGUGAUGAUUCGGAAGACGAGAGCGACUUUGAGAUUCCAGAAAUCCACACCGGUGACACAGACGAUGACGAGUAGAUAAAUCUCGUCCGUAAACAAUACAUAAUUAUAUUUCCAAAAUUCUCCUACAUGCCAGGGUCUGACGCACU